AAUAAACAGACAUAUAUAUAUAUAAAUAAAUAUAUAUAUAUAUAGAUAAAUAAUCGAAGCCAAACGCCUAUCAGUUGGAAAGUGAAUCAUGGAACACACUUGGGUGCACUCGACUCCAUAUGCCGCACUGCCUCCGUACGCUGUUGUUGGUGGCCACGAUGCCGAUGGCUCGCCCAUCUACGUGGGCCGCUCGUUUCACGAGGGCGAGAACCUGCCCGCCAAGGUCAUACCGAGCAAAGGUUGCGCCUAUGUAGCCUACGGCGGCACCGAACACCAGAAGACCCACUACGAGGUGCUCGUCGGCCAGGGCUUCGCCUGGGUGGGCAGCGCCAGCGGCGGUGUGCCACCAAAUGCGGUGAGAAGUGGCAACACCCGCACCGGCGAGCCACUCUAUGUGGGACGCGGUCACUAUUCGAACUCGUUGUGCGUGGGCAAGGUGCAUCCGUCGCACGGCUGUCUCUACAUACCGUUCGGCGGCCAGGAGGUGCGCAUCAACACCUACGAAGUGCUCAUCCAUCAGCAGCACGAUGUCUGGGUGCCGGCAUCGGCCAGCUUUACGCCGCCGGGCGCCGUCAUAGCCGGUCACGAUUCUGAUCGUACGCCCAUCUAUGCGGGUCGCGCCAUGCACGAGGGUGAAAUGCUGCCCGCCAAGGUGGUGCCCAGCAAGGGCACUGCCUACGUUUGCUUCGGCGGCUACGAGUUCCAGAAGCCCACCUACGAGGUGCUCACCGGCUAUGGCUACUCCUGGAUUAGGAGCUCACAUUGCAUACCACCAAAUGCCGUCAGCACGGGCCGAGCACGCAACGGCGAGCCCAUCUACUAUGGACGCGGUCACUAUCAGGGCAGCCUGACGCCGGGUCUCAUCUCCUCGCGACAGCGUUGCCUCUAUAUACCCUAUGGCGGACGUGAAAUACGAAUCGAUUCGUAUGAGGUGCUGUGCAGGCAAUAGGCGAUAUAUAUAUAGUAUAUAAAC
Drosophila hydei is the source of this 973-nucleotide messenger RNA. RefSeq lists its product as uncharacterized. The record is from RefSeq and is a predicted model, not a curated record. The transcript has 2 exons. NCBI's taxonomy places the organism in Eukaryota, Metazoa, Arthropoda, Insecta, Diptera, Drosophilidae. The coding region runs from base 89 to 949 and encodes 286 amino acids.